Molecule: messenger RNA, 6038 nt
Organism: Anas platyrhynchos (mallard)
Lineage: Eukaryota; Metazoa; Chordata; Aves; Anseriformes; Anatidae
Gene: NTF3
Product: neurotrophin 3
Biological process (GO): positive regulation of peptidyl-serine phosphorylation; negative regulation of neuron apoptotic process; nerve growth factor signaling pathway
Cellular component (GO): synaptic vesicle; axon; dendrite
Molecular function (GO): nerve growth factor receptor binding; growth factor activity
Source: RefSeq, a predicted model, not a curated record
UUUUUUUUUAACAACAAAAAAGUGACAAUUUGCAAAUUAUUAUCAAUUUGGGCACAAAUUUCUGUUUAGGCCAAAGAGACAUUUAUCAAAAACAAUAUUGCCCAGCCCUACAAACCGUUCCACUUUCAAGGCGUGAAGCUCAAACAAACACAAAACCAUAAACCAGCUGCAGUUUCCUAGUACUGUCCAUUUUUUGUAGCCAGAGUAGUGCCUACAGUAUAUUCUGAAGUGCUAGAUUUCAAGGGCAAUCUAAUUUCAAUUCAUGGACUGGAAUUUCUGAACACACCUCUUAUUUUCAUAGCUAAAUACACGUCCUAGGUGAACUGUAUCAGAGUAAUCCCCUGAAAACUGUAAUCUCUUUUACCCAAUGUUUGCAUUUUCUUUCCAAAUUUUGCACACCAAAACAUUUCAAAAAACUGCAAAGAUUGGUUCUGAAACUUUUUAACUUUUGCAGUAAAUAAUCUGCUAAGACUAAGUUAACCAAAAGUUAAAUUUCAGAGUACUUCAACACCCCUCCCACCAAAUCACCAUUUUACUUUAGGUUAAGCAAAAUAUUUUUAAACAUUUUUUUCCAUUAACAUGGUUUUGCCAUGGACAGGAAAAAACAAAAACGCAAAACAGUUUAUUUGAACUGCUUUAAUUAUGAACUCCCUGACCCUUUCUUUUCGUGUUUAGCAUGACAUUAAGGAGAGUCUGCAGGAACUCCAGUCUUACUUUUCCCACCUCAUCACCUGCUCCAACUUGUGUAUUUUGCUAGUGCCACUUAGUUUUGAAACUAAGCAGAUCAGUGAUUACAUGCAGCUGCAAGCUGGCAUGAAUAAUGCUUUCAGCUUUUCAGCUGAGUAUUGUCCGAGCUUUGCUCACCAUCCUAAGGCCUUGUGUCAUACAUUGUGUAGGUUAGCCUCUGAGUACUAUAAGACAUGUGCUUUAAAAUAUUUUUACUAUGUUAUAAAGAGAAUGAUUUAAUGAGGGAAGACCAAAUUGCACAGGAAGAGGUGUUUUUUUUUGUUGUUUUUUUUUGUUUGUUUUUUUUUAUCUCUUUCUUGGCUCUGAGAACCAUCUACACUAAGUUACUAAAUUAGUAUUCAUUUAGGUAUGACAGUAACUGUAUAGUAACUGAAAUCUUAGAUUUUUUUUUCAAAGCAUAACUUUGCUGCAAGCAACAGUCUAGAUUUAGUUGAACUCAUACUGUGACAAACUGAGAAUGGAGAAAACACAUUUCUUAUCCAUAAAAGGACAGAUCACUCAUCCAGAGGGUAGCUCUGAUUUUGCUGCAGUUCUAAACUAUGAAGUGGGGACUCACUGUUGCUCUGUUGCUGAAAGAAGUUUUGCUGAUAGAGGAUUUUCCAGUAAAACUUUUUUUUUUUUUUUUUUUUGCCUUCUUAGACAGAAAAUGGUGAUUUGUUGAAGUGCAAUAUUUUCUGUUUAAGAAGUCUGAUUUCUCUGCAAUUUCAUUUGGGAAAAUACAAAGUACCCAAAAUGUUGCCAGCAGGCCAACAGAGGUGAACCUUCACCUCAACUCAGUACCAGUACUGAGGUCACAUCUGGAGUGGUGUCCAGUUCUGGGCUCCCCAGUACAAGAGACAUGGAUAUACUGGAACAAGUCCACAAAGAUGAUUAAGGGAGGAGAGGCUGGCUGAGAGAUCUGGGACUGUUCAGCCAGUAGGAGAAAAGCUCAGAGGAAUCUAACCAAAGAGUAGAAAUACCAGAUAGGUUGGAGUAGAGAAGAUGGAGCCAGACUCCAUUACGGGCGUUCCAUGAAAGGACAAGAGGCAAUGGGCACAAACUGAAGUAUAUGAAAUAUUACUGAAACAUAAGACGCUUUUUGUUUUGUUUUGUUUUGUUUUACUGUGAGGAUGAUCAAACACUGGAACAAGUUGCCUAGAGGGGUUUUGGAAUGUUCAUCCAUAGAGAUAUUCAAAAAAUGACUGGACAUAGCCCCAUGCAAGCUACUUUAGCUGACCCUGCUUUGAGCAAGAGGAUAGAACUAGAUGAUCUCCUGCAGAUCCUUACAGCUCCAGCUGUUCCACAGUUUUAUAACUCUGUGCCUUUAUUCCAGAGUACUAGCAGCUUGACUCAUGAUGGACUUGUUUGCAGAGUAGGAGAACCAAGUUCAAGACUGUUUUGAGUCACAUGAUACCAUCCAGGGCUUUCCACAUGAUCUUACAGGUGAACAAGGUGAUGUCCAUCUUGUUUUAUGUGAUAUUUCUUUCUUAUCUUCGUGGCAUCCAGUCUACCAACAUGGAUCAAAGGAGUUUGCCAGAAGAUUCAAUAAAUUCUCUCAUUAUAAAACUCAUUCAGGCAGACAUUUUGAAAAACAAGCUUUCUAAGCAGAUAGUAGAUAUAAAGGAAAACUAUCAAAACACGGUGAAGAAAGUAGAGGCUCAGCAGGACGUGGAUGGAGAUGAAAAUGUGAAAUCUGAUUUCCAGCCAGUUAUCUCAAUGGAUACAGAUCUCCUAAGGCAGCAGAGACGCUACAACUCUCCCCGAGUCCUCUUGAGUGACAACACACCGCUGGAACCACCACCGCUGUACCUCAUGGAGGAUUAUAUUGGAAAUUCAGUGGUGGUGAACAGAACCUCUCGGAGGAAAAGAUAUGCGGAGCACAAGAGCCACCGAGGGGAAUAUUCCGUUUGUGACAGUGAAAGCUUAUGGGUCACGGACAAAUCAUCUGCUAUCGACAUUAGAGGACACCAGGUAACUGUGCUGGGAGAAAUUAAAACAGGCAACUCUCCAGUUAAACAAUACUUUUAUGAAACAAGGUGUAAAGAAGCCAAGCCUGUUAAAAAUGGCUGCCGAGGCAUUGAUGACAAGCACUGGAACUCCCAAUGCAAGACAUCCCAAACAUAUGUUAGGGCACUGACUUCAGAAAACAAUAAACUUGUAGGCUGGAGGUGGAUAAGAAUAGACACCUCUUGUGUGUGCGCCUUGUCAAGAAAAAUAGGAAGAACAUAAAUCUGCAUCUCUUUGAUAUAUAAAUUAUUACUUUAAAUUAUAUGAUAUGCAUGUAGCAUAUAAAUGUUUAUAUUGUUUUAUAUAUUAUAAGUUGACUUUAUUUAUUAAACUUCAGCAAAUCUACAGUAUAUAAGCUUUCUCUCCCAAUAAACAAGAGUAAAGGGUGUGUGCCUCUGCUGUGGGCAACUCUGGAUUUUUUUAGACUAUGUUUGUGACACUGCUUGUUGGCAGCAUACCAUAACCUGACUGUAAAUUCUGUGUAAAAUCAGUAUUCUUCAUUCAGUAUUGUCAAGCCAGUGACUGUCAUUUAGUAAACUUGUUAAAAAUCAGAUCAAUGUCAAGAGUUGUGUACAUAUUUACAUCCCUUGCUCUAUACAUUCACAUUUAAUUGGAUGCAGUGUUGACUCCUCACUGCCAAAAUGAAAACCAAAAUAUGUGUUGUAGCCUGCAGCUGAUGUCAAUGUCAAAGGCAUCAAGUAGCUGUAAAAUACAAUUUCUGUGUGUCAUGCCAGUUUUGCCAAUGAAAUGACCAUUUUCCCUCCGUUAGCAUUUCAGAAUAAAUGCUAACAGUCCAGCAACUGUUGUCUACAUUUUUGAAGCACAUUUGUUUUGCAACUGUUUCUAAUGCUGCCAGUUAAUACUAGAAACAACAUUAAAAAAAAAAUCUAAAAAAUAUUUGUAACUAAGUUACUGAAGCCAAGAACCAAUCUAAAUUUAUCAUUAAUGUAAUACAUAAAAUAUGAUUUCUUCAGAAUAUAGUUUUUAUUGUGAUUGACCUCUUCCUCCUCACACUAAUCUAUUAGUUUUAGCUUGAAUUGCUACAUCAUUUCUGUUUGAAUUUUUUAAUUAGAAAAAAAGCUGCUGCUGUCUUAACAUUAAAAGAGCCCUUGGCUAAAGAAUUUUAGCAAAGAUAUGAUAUCCUGGAAUGGAUAUCAAAGCCACACACCCAUACAAAGCUGUUUGUCUACUUGACAACUCAUUGCCCAUUUUUAAUGGAGGGAAAAUAUGUGUAGAACUGCUCAGCAAACCUGGUACCUUUCUACCUUUCAUAGGGACUUUUUUUUGUGUGUGUGUGUGUGUGUGUGUGUGUUACCUUUCAUAGGGACUUGUGCAUGUGUGUGUGUGUGUGUGUGUGUGUGUGUGUGUGAUUCAAAUUCAGGUAGUCCAUACUUACAAUGAAGUUCUUCUGUCCCACUGGUGCCACUGGUGUGAGCUGUUACUUAGCACAGACAGAUAUACUUGCAUAUACCUCAAACUAUUUUUUUGCAUUGUUAUGUAGCUCCACUGGAGACACCAACAAUUACACUGCCGAAAGAGAUGGCCUAUUAUACAUUAUCUGUAUUAUGUCCUGGAUGGUAUCUUAUUCCCACAAAGGUAAAUUAGAGCCUUGUCAUGGAUAUCAACAGAAUUAAGAUUGAACCACAUAUGUUAUCUGUGCCUAAAUAGAUCUUAAUCCAUAAUCAGGGCUGAAAAAUGCCAGCCCUUCAAAAAAACAUCUGUAGUGGUCUUUAGUUCUUGCGUUACAUCUUUCAUUGCUGUAACAUGUUCAGCAUCACAAAUGAAAAUGAGAUCAGGGUACCCAAGAACAUGUCAGUAGAGUGCCUUUAAUCAUACCAUUUUCACUACUGGAGAACCAACUUCAAAUCUGCAGCACGUCAUUAAAGGCAACAAUUUGUGUGAUCUUCCCUAAUCCCUAACAGAGAGCCUUACACAUUAUAGAACCACUGGGAAAGUGGACAGGUUACUCAUGAAGCAAAGCAUGGGAAAAGAUGUGACUCUGAAAACCAGGUUGGAACGUGUAGGUACAAUUUUGUAGUGGAGGCCAUAAAAAAAGUUUUUAUGAGAACCCUCUCAAUUUUCAACAUGCAGUUAGGGUUUUUACCUCACAUGAAAUCAUCUUGCUGGACUAAAAUCUAGCUUUGGUUUUAGCAAUAAUAGCUUCAGAGGUUUGCUACCAAGGCAAUCAUUAAAAGGCAGGAGGUGAUGCAAUGUAACAAGCAGCUCACUAUCUAAUAAAUCUGACUAGAUUUUUUUUCCUAAAUUCUUCCUUGGAAAACAAAUAAACAAACAAAAAAUCCUCAACAGAACUUUUCUUAUUUUUUACCAGUAGACAUGUUUAAGUUUCAACAGGAGAAAAAACAAACAAACAAAUAAACAACAAAAAAAAAAAAACUUACCCAUUCAUUUUGCUUCUUCUGGGGAAAAACAUAUUUUUAAGAGGCCUGUUCUACUGAUUUUUUUUCCAAGUUAUAAACCUAAUUUUACAUCCUGAAUUCCCAAAUAAAUAUUUUCAGGUGUUGCAAGAAGUAAUUGAGAGCAGAUAUUGUCAUGGAUCAUUAACUUAAGAUUCUUCUGUGUGGCAAGUAGGUCUGUGUCCAUAUGAGAAGAGGAGGUAAGAACACUAAGUGAGCUUGGUUAGACAGUGUUGCUUCCAAACCAUGAAUUAGCGACUUCAUUGACUUCAUUGUUCCUACAUGGUGGGCGAUGCACUUGCUUACAUCACUGUAAAUCCAGAGAAAGUAUAUUGAAUAUAGGUGAGAAAAUGUAUUAUUAUAGCAACAUAAGUAACAUCAGAAUCAAUCCUAAUGUUGUUCUUUCUGCUCACUGAAAAUCAAGGGAUGUUCAUUCUGUUAGGUUCAAAGAAAAUUUAUAGAUCCGGUAGCAGGAACUGGUCUUUGAUUCUUAACUUUACCAAUGCAUCAAGUGUUUUACAAUUGGCCAACAAAAAACUCUUCAGAUUAAAUUUAUCACCGAUCAUCUGAAACAUAUUAAAUGAGAAAGAAACACGGUGCAUAAGGUUAUUAGAUUGGCUGUCUCUUUCCCACCUCAGUAUAACAAUGAACAGAAGUAUUACUCUUUGGAUCUGAUCCAACUUCUACUAAAGUCAAUGAAAAAAAUCUCACUGACUACAGGGGAAGCAGUAUCAGGCCAUGAGUGAAGAAAACCUGCAGAUCUCAACCAGAGAGCAGAGCAAUCACACACAUCAGUCAAAUGUUCUUGUAAAUCCUCUGUACACAUAAGAUGCUGUAUAAUUUUGUAACAAGUUUGUAAACAAAGCCUGUAAUAAAUUUGUUAAGGCCUAA